Trematosphaeria pertusa is the source of this 1229-nucleotide messenger RNA. RefSeq lists its product as uncharacterized. NCBI's taxonomy places the organism in Eukaryota, Fungi, Ascomycota, Dothideomycetes, Pleosporales, Trematosphaeriaceae. The record is from RefSeq and is a predicted model, not a curated record. The transcript is spliced from 2 exons. The coding region runs from base 344 to 931 and encodes 195 amino acids.
CGCCAUGGCUCGCGCAUCGCUGUAGCAUCCAGCUGAUGUCUUGCGCGAGAGCCUCAAGAUCGCCGGUCAUGCUAUUGGAGCAGAUGGCGCUGUCGUUCCCUGAAAAGCGGUGGGAGGUUUUUCGUGGUCUUGUGCGACAGUUCUCUCUCUGUGCGUGUAAGGAUCGCCACCACCCGCCUCGGAAGAUACGGAUCUAGAAUAUGGCUGGGAUACGCAGGGAGUAUAUAAAGGAAAGCUCUGAUGCGCUGUUGAGAUCACCCGGCGACAGCUUACCCGAUUGAACAAUCCCGUCAAAAACACCACCGAACUACUCGUUCUACUUCCAACACCACAUCCCCACAAAAUGCUCCUCUUCCUCACCCUCCUCCUCUUCCCCCUCCUCACCCUCUCCCACCCGCCCACCAAACGCCCUGGCCACGGCCACCGCCCGCCCUACCAUCCCCCGCACCACCCAAACAUGUGCAACUACAACGCCCCCGGCAGCCGCUACUUCUACCUGUCCGACGUAACCUACGAGUCGCACAUUGUGUACUCGACGCCCGCGCACCUGGCCGUCUCGUACGCCAACCUCGACUUCAAUCUAACCAACAACGCCGCUUACGACGCGUCGUGCACGGGGAGCUCGAGCGGCGGGCCCAGCCCGGUUUACUUUACGUGGCCGCAGCUGCAGAGCUGCGAGGAGGCGGACGGCGCGUCGGGGAAUGCGACGUGGAUUUAUAUAGGGUAUGAGAAGAAUCUGCAGGUUAAUGAGACAUGGACUUGUGGAGGACACCAGUACUUGGGCUACGGCAAUGUGACGCUUAAUCUCGAGUGCGAGACUGAGAGCUGGAAUAAUCCGAAUUGGACGAUGGGGGAGCUGUAUCAUACUGAGGAUGUGACGUGCAAGCCGAUUAGUCUGCCGCUGAUUCCGACGGUUGUGAGGACGGAUUGAGGGAAAGAGAGAGAUAGGAAGAGAUCAAGUGACAUUUGGCGUGGAGCGGGCUUGUUUUGCUGGAAUGGAAAUGGGGGCGUAAUGUGAUGAUGGUACACAUGAGCGACGACUUAUGAUCUUUGUAGUAUAUUAUAACAUGUAUUUGUUUUGAAUUGGGGGCUGUGAGCUAUGCGAUGGGGCUAUUGCGUGGAAUAGGACAGCCAUUGGUGUGCUUCUGCUCAUUUUGAGAGUAAGAGACUGAAAGCUCGGUGCUGCAAAGGUCGACGGGAGAUACAUAUAUUGAUAGACUUCUUACCAG